Messenger RNA from Cryphonectria parasitica EP155, 1392 nucleotides. RefSeq names its product nucleotide-sugar transporter. Gene Ontology annotation, cellular component: Golgi membrane. Gene Ontology annotation, biological process: pyrimidine nucleotide-sugar transmembrane transport. Gene Ontology annotation, molecular function: UDP-galactose transmembrane transporter activity. Bases 1 to 1392 code for a protein of 463 amino acids. The record is from RefSeq and is a predicted model, not a curated record. Lineage: Eukaryota; Fungi; Ascomycota; Sordariomycetes; Diaporthales; Cryphonectriaceae. The transcript is spliced from 5 exons.
AUGGGAGGAGGAGGUCCUACACUCUUUGGCCUGCCUAUGAAACAGGCGUCGCUCAUCACAUUGACCUUUCAGAACUCCGCCUUAAUACUCAUCAUGCACUACAGCCGUAUUAUGCCCCCCACGAGCGACCGAAGAUACUUUACAAGCACUGCAGUCCUGCUGAAUGAGGUCCUGAAGCUCGCCCUGUCGUCCACGUUUGCGAUAUACGAGGUUUCGCGGAGUCUCGCGCCCCAGACGCCUGCCACGGUGCUGUUCGAGCAAAUAUACCGGUCUGUCUUCAGUGGGGAUGGGUGGAAGCUGGCGAUACCGGCGACGCUGUACACGCUCGAGAACACGCUGCAAUACGUCGCGCUGGGCAAUCUGGACCCGGUGCACUUUCAAAUCCUAUACCAGCUCAAGAUUCUCACCACGGCCGUCUUCAGCGUAUCCCUCCUCGGUCGGUCCCUGAGCGUCAAGCGCUGGGCUUCUGUAAUCCUCCUUACCGUCGGCGUGGCUAUUGUCUCUCUACCGUCCGGCUCGGCCAAGGAGUCCGCACUCGUCAUCCAUGAUUUUAGUGAUCACUUCUUCCCGCGGUCUAUGCAUGAGCUCGGCCAGGCUGCCGGUGGGGUGGUGGAUGUCGCGCACGAGUUGACGCGCCGGGCCGUCGAGGGCCUCGCCGAAGGGGUUUCGAACGUGGUGAAGCGGUCGGCUACGUAUGAGGGAAUCGAGGCCGACAUGGAUCCUGAUCCAGAGAUGAACUACUCCCUGGGCCUGACAGCGGUGCUCGUCGCGGCAGGCGUGUCCGGGCUGACGGGAGUAUACUUCGAGAAGGUUCUCAAGGAGUCUGCGACACCUGUCAGCGUGUGGACGCGCAACAUCCAGCUGUCCUUCUACAGCCUGUUCCCGGCUCUGUUCUUUGGCGUAAUCAUGAAGGACGGCGAGGAAAUUGCCCAGUAUGGGUUCUUCGAGGGAUACAAUAGUGUGGUGUGGACGGCUAUCGUCUUCCAGGCGAUGGGCGGCGUGCUCACUAGUCUCUGCAUCAACUAUGCGGACAAUAUCGCCAAAAACUUUGCGACGAGUAUCAGCAUCAUCAUCAGCUUCAUUUUCAGCCUCUGGUUCUUCGGCUUCGAGGUGUCGACAACAUUCAUCAUGGGCACCUUGUUGGUGCUGUUCUCUACGUGGCUCUAUAGCGGACCCGAUCGUAAGCGAGGUCGACCGCCCCCCAUCAAUAUCGUCAAUUUUGAGAAGACGGUCAUCGCUUCAACGCCUAGGGUACCCUCCCCUGGUGGCUCAGCAUUACUCAAUCCAUUGGAUUCUGCAAACUCACUCGGCUUGUCAACAUCAAGACCAGCAACCCCGUCGUUUCAUCAUGCUCGAGUACCGUCUGCUAGAGGGAAGACACGUGAUGACUGA